Molecule: messenger RNA, 2807 nt
Organism: Patella vulgata (common limpet)
Lineage: Eukaryota; Metazoa; Mollusca; Gastropoda; Patellidae
Product: dynein axonemal intermediate chain 7
Exons: 1
Coding region: 94-2256 (720 amino acids)
Cellular component (GO): axoneme
Molecular function (GO): microtubule binding; beta-tubulin binding
Source: RefSeq, a predicted model, not a curated record
AGUUUGAUGGUUGCUAGCACAAACAAAACAUCAAAAGAAGCCUUCAUCGAGGCAAGGUAUAUUUUAGCAGAUUAAAUACUGUACACUGCAACCAUGCCGCCUAAAGAAGGAAAAAAGAAAUUGUCGAAAGCUGAAAAAGACAAGCUAAAAAAAGAAGAAGCCGAGAAAAAGGCACAGGAAGAGGAAGAAGCAAGACUGCUAGCUCACGAAGAAGAGAAAAAAAGAAAACGAGUUGAAAUGGAACAAGCAGAAGAGAGAAAGAAACAAGAAAAAGAGGAGAAAAAAGAAAGAAGUGUACAGAUGAAAGAAUUAUUCUCAAUAUUAGAAUCAAAUAAAUCUGCUUUAGAUACCCUUGAAAAUCAGAAACGUAAAGAUGCAAAAUGGGCCAGAUAUAUGAAAUGUGACGGAUCUCCAGAUCCAACUGUGCCGGGGGAAAUAAAUACUUACAUCAAUUUACGCCUUGAAGACCAGAAUGAAGGAAAGUCCUUAGACCUUUUGAAACAUGUUGAGCAGGACAACGCUCUAAUUGAAGAGCUGCACCAUUGGUUGUCAGACUCUGGAGAUUUAUCUGUAAAUGAAGAGGCCAAUUACAAGGAGGCUAUUGUUGAAAUUCAAAAUUUGAUGAGUAAAAAAUUGGACGAUAUUAGUCUUCAGGUAUUAUGUAAUGCCACUGAUUUACAGGAUUCAGAAACCUAUAACUUGCAAUAUACUGUCGAAACAGCAAAUAUCUGCCUUUGUAUCUGGGGUAACCUGAGCAAGAAGAGAAUCAAACCGUUUGAAUUCACAGAGAAAGGUUUUACGUUCGAUAUCCCAAGAAUGUUAUCUUUAAACGAUUGUGCUUUUCGUAUUUUAUUUACUAAAUAUGACCAUCUUUCCUAUCAAAGUUCAGCACUCUAUCCAAAACGAAAACAGAAAAAAGAAGUCCCAGAGCCAGAACCUGAGAAGAUCGAAGAAAAAGGUUCAGAAGAAAAUCAAGAUGGUGAACAAAAUGAGGAAAAUCCUGAAGAAGUAGUUGAAAAAGAAGACACACAAGAUGUCAUGGCUGCUCUCCAGAAUUUAGAUGAAGAAGAUGAAGAUGCUGAAAAGCCUGCUGAAGAAGAAAAGCCUGAAGAACCAGAAGAAGAAGAUGAUUUCGAAGAUCCAGAAACCCCAGAACCAGUCGAGUGGGAAGACUUUGAUGAAGAUGACGAUAUUAUUGAUUUACGAGCCUAUCAUAUUUUGGGAGGAGUAAUAUCAUUUGAUUUGGUUGAGCUACCUCCUCAACCUAAACAAGUGAAUUCAUGGACCAUAACUCCUUUAGUUUGUCCACCAGAAAUAAGAAAAAUAACAUAUGUAGCUGAUACUGCAUCCCUUACUCCAGUUCCAAAAGACAAGGAGGGACAAGAAGAAAAGAAACGUGAAGAUAAACCCCCUAUUAGCAUCUCUUAUCGUCUGCCAGAAGAUACUAUGUUCGUUGAUGAACCACAACCUGGACGCUGGGAUCCGACAAUAAAACACUGGAGGCAAGAUGGUUUCUCCGACGUUAAGUAUGACGAAGAAAAGAGAUUUGUUCAGUUUAAGACAAGUUAUUUUGGAAAAAUUGCUUUGUUCCAAGAUGCACAUAUAAACAUGCCAUUCCAGUCUUGGGAAAUUCGACCCAGAAAUGUUGACAAUGCCAUUUUAACAGUUAUAGCAGCAGUUGUUGACAUCCAAAUAGAAAUUAAAAAUGAUGUGUGCUGCCUAACCCAACCCUCCGACAGAACGGAAGUGACACAUCUAUUAAAUAAAUGGAUGUAUCCAUCCGAAUUAGUAAAAGCCAUGCGAGCCUCGGGUAUUAAUAUCUUCCCUGCUGAAGAUUCUUCCAAAUUUGUAAAUGUUCAAACUAAAGACACUUUACUGGAGGAGAGAAUUUACGAACAAAUGGCUCUGACGUCUUCAGCUAUGGCAUAUUCUUGGUCCAAGUGGAAUGCCGACGCUGAUCUACACAGUAUCGUGUAUUUAGGAAGUGAAUCGUUAAAUGACGAACCAUUAUUAGAGGAAGAUUGGUCCGUUUAUAAAAGUACCAAAACGCGUGCCAUGAAGCUGAAAACAACGGAAAUCAGUGAUGAGUUUUCUGACGAAUUAGCGGAAAAUACAGAGUUCCGCUCUAAUCUGUAUCAUUUAAUGAAAAUAACAAUAUCCGAAGAAGGUAUGGAUAGAAUUGAGAAAACUGAUUACAAGUAUAUUGAUUGUGUUCAACAGCUGCUUCAAGCCACAAAAGUUCUAACUUAUGCAUAGAAUUCUUUAAGUGGCAUUUAGUAACUGGGCAGAUAAAUAACCUAUAAACAUACUUAUGGAAAACAGUAACUGUUUUAUUUAGGCGAUGUUUCGAAGACGUUGAAAACGUUGAGAGAAUACUCUUCGAAAGGUCGCCUAAAUAAAACAGUAAUUGUUUUCCAUAAGUAUGUUUAUAGUUUGUUUAUGCAUAGAACUUUGUAUUAAUUGAAAUUGGUGACCCAAAACGAAAAAUUAUUUAUUUAAAUGGUUUGUUGAAAGAAAAUACACUUUAAUUUACAGAGAAGUGAUUUCUAUCAGAAAUUAAGUUGUUAUCAAGUUAUAUUUUAUAGAAGCAUUCAACUUUUUCCUGUUAAUCUUGUUAUGUUAUUGGAUACAACUUUUAUAUUUGUGUAAGUUUUUGUAUGCAUGUAUUAAAAUGACAGCAAAGUUAAUUAUUACUAGAAAAAGAUUGUAACUUUGUUUACACACAACAUAAUUUAUAUGUAAUACAAGCUAACAGUGAAGCUGAUGUCCUCGGCCGAAAUCCCAAAAUAAAUAGAUGACACAUAUUU